Molecule: messenger RNA, 2031 nt
Organism: Trifolium pratense (red clover)
Lineage: Eukaryota; Viridiplantae; Streptophyta; Magnoliopsida; Fabales; Fabaceae
Exons: 1
Coding region: 177-1391 (404 amino acids)
Biological process (GO): regulation of DNA-templated transcription; chloroplast organization
Cellular component (GO): chloroplast
Molecular function (GO): double-stranded DNA binding
Source: RefSeq, a predicted model, not a curated record
AUUUUUCUGUUGCCAAACAGAGCGUUAGGUGGAUAUAACAAGUACACAUUGUGCACUAAAAGGGAUUUUUGAACUGCUCUCCUCUGCAACACUCAAGCAUCUGAUUGAUUCAAAACAAAAUUGGCAAUUGUUUCAAACAAAACUCUAAAUUUAAAGUCUAAAACAUUUUGUAAACAAUGUUGAAAUGGUUUCUCCACAAGAAUGUUGCUUUAGAUCUAAUCACAACAAAAUCACAAUCAACAACCCCAAAAUUCAACCCUCUUCUUCAACAUUUGUAUUCCUCAUUUUCAUUCAGAUAUUGCAGCACAACAACAACCACAUCACCAUCACAAUCACAAUCAGAAUCAGAAUCAGAUAGACAUCCAUUUCCAGUAUCAUACCUCAUCAACGAUUUUGGUUUCUCAACUCAAUCAGCUCUCAAAGCUUUCAACAAAAAACAGGUUCGUUUCAAUACCCUAGAAAAACCUAAUUCAGUUAUCACAUUUUUCAAAAGCCAUGGUUUUUCAUACUCCAAGAUAUGUAUCAUCAUUAGAAAACAACCAUGGUUACUUUCAUUAGAUCCCCGCAAAAGGUUAUUGCCAAAGUUUAAAUUUUUUCUAUCCAAAGGUGUUUCUUCCUCUGAUAUUGUUUCAUUGUUGACAGAAAACCCUAGAAUUUUACAAUUUGGCUUGGGGAAACGAAUAAUCCCUCUUUUUGAAUUAUUAAGUAGAUACUUGAAAACCAAUAAGGAUGUCAUUGUUUGCUUAAUUCGACAUUCGUCUUCAUUUUCUGUUUGUCCCUGUCGUCGUAUUGUGGCUAAUAUCAAAUUGAUGAGAGAUUUUGGGGUAUGUGAUUCUGCCAUUGAGAGAUUGUUUCAAACAAGGCCGUCUAUAUUUGGUUCAAAUGAUUUGAUUAAGUCAUUGGAGGAAGUUAAGGGUUCAGGGUUUGAUCCUUCAAUGACUAUUUUUGGGACUGCUUUGAUGACCAUUUGGGAUUAUAAAUUUGAUACCUUUAAGAAAUGGGGUUGGUCUAAUCAAACUGUUAUUCGAGUAUUUAGGUUUCAUCCUGAUCUGUUGUCUACUUCCAUUGAUAAGAUUAAUUUGGUGAUGAAUUUUUGGGUCAAUCAAUUGGGUUGGGAUUCCUUGGCACUUAUUAAAUGUCCACAUAUGUUUGGUUAUAGUUUACAUAAAAGGAUCAUUCCAAGAGCCUCAGUGUUGCAAUAUCUUUUGACGAAAGGUCUGCUAGAAAAGAAUGCAAGCUUAGUUAAGCCAUUUACUUAUUCUGAGAAGUUGUUCUUGAGCAAGUUUGUUUUUAGGUUUAAGGAGUCUGAUUAUCUAUUAAAGCUAUAUGAGGACAAAAUGAAACUUGAAUACACAGAGGAGAAGAACAAUGGCAUGCCGUUCACUAAAUAGGUAAUUCCAUAAUCUUCUUUUGUAAUGUAACCUUAGCUGGUUAGUUCUUAUACAUGUUUGUUGAGAUCAUGAGAUGAGAAGGAGGGUGCUAGAACUUCCAAGUUUGCAAUGCAGAAUAAAACGAGCUGUCGUAUUUUAUUUUUUUGCAUAAAGAAAAACAGUGAAAUAACAACUACACAAGAAAGGAGGGCAGCAUAUGCGAUUGGAAAAAGUGCAACAUGUUCUUCAUCCAAAGUGCGCAAAUCAAGCUACACUUCAGAGCUUUUGAUGGUAUCAUUAAGCACUACUGCCAAGACUGUAGAUUGUUCUUGAAUGAAUGUUUCUUUUCUGUUAUUGAUUCUCUUAUGUAAGUAUAGAGAAUAGGUUACAUAUGAGUGAAUAAAGAAGUAUAAUGAGUGAAAUUCUCUUAUGUUUUUUAAAUGGUAUCAAACCCCCCCUCCCUUGGGAAGUUAGGAAUUCAUUUAUUUAAGUUUGUCUAAACUAGAGAAUGCUAUAGUUUUUAAGGGGAUUGGAAUCCUUUUUGUAUCUUUUCCUUGUAAUCAAUAUACAGAUUCAAGUGUGCACAAUUUCAUGACAGCACUAAAAACAAGUUUUAUGCACCUUUUGCCUUUUGUUAAUUGAUUUAUAGGAAAUAGUCAUU